AAGCAUAUAAAAAUUAAAAUAAAAUUAAAUAGUCGUUGAAAAUUUUUUCUAAAAAAUAAUAAAUCUCUGAAGAUUCGAGCUGAACCAAACCGUUCUGGUAGUCCCGAAUACCAAACUGAACUGAAAAAAAAUAAAAAACUCUAAACUGAACCGUCCCGAGUUUUGGUACGGUUCCGGAUAUCGAAUUUAGUAUGUGCCAAUUUUGGUAGGGUUGGAGAGAUUUCUUAAUCGAUGCUCACCCCUAGCUGCCUGAAACAUAGAUUGUGAACUCCAAAUCUAAUUCCAUUUCCUGAUCGCGAGUGAAGUUAGACGCGGAGAUGGAGAAGAAGGGGAUGGUGAGAGAAGUUGCAGAAAGCUGUGUGGAGAGUUUGAUGGCGGAGAUUGUGUCGUCCUACUGCAAGGGCGUCUAUGCUAAUAAGCCCGAGCUCGCCGCCCCUAGGAUCGAAGCAAUCGGCUUCCAGGUCGGCCACCGACUUUCCGAGAGGUACACAAUGGAUCGACCAAGGUUCACAGAUCACCUGGAAGCUAUUAAGUUUAUCUGCAAGGACUUUUGGUUCGAUCUCUUCAAGAAGCAGAUUGAUAAUUUAAAGACAAACCAUAGAGGUACCUUUGUAUUACAAGAUAAUCGGUUUAGGUGGCUUGCGCAUAUGUCGGUUGAUCCAUCAUUGGUAACAUCCGGUUCUGUUCAAGAUCCUUCAGCAAUGGCAGAAAACGAGGCUGCACAAGCAACUGGCUUGCAUCUCUACUUUCCUUGUGGCAUUAUAAGAGGAGCACUUUCAAACUUGGGAAUACCCUGUGCAGUUUCUGCAGAUAUCUCCAACCUCCCUGCAUGUUCUUUUGUGGUCCGCAUCAAAGCCUGAUGAGCAAUUGUAAUGGAUAUUGAACCUCUGCUUUCCAUGCUUGUGUUUGGAAUUGUUUUCUCCCUAUUUUUACAAUUGGAGGCGGCAAAUUCUAGCUUUUCUGGUGGUUAUUGGUAACUCUCUGUAUGGGAUUUGCAUACAAAGAUCUGUUUCAUAUAUGAAUAUUCUGUGGCUUUUUUUGGAAGAUAUACCGUUUUGUAAAGCACUAGUGAGGACUGGAAUUAAAUGUCUUAGUUUGAGAUGCUUUUGGUUUUCAAGUAUGAAGGGGUUUUCACAGCUAUACUCGUAUGUGGUUUAUCAAUUUUUAUGUAAGUGCUGAUACGGAUUUUUCUUGGAUUUAUGCACUUUGAAACUGUAGAUUGGUUCGUUGCUUUUGUAUACUAAUAUUGAAUGAUAAAAAAAUGAUUAUUGAUCGAACGUAGAAACUCCUCCCAAAUUAUUUUUAGGAAGUUUAUACGGAGUACAGAGUUCUCUGAAGAAAAUGUUAGGGCUUAUGUAAGCAGAUAAGUAUUUUUAUUUCAUCGCAUUUUUCUGUGUUUGAUUGGUCCUGUUUUGUGAUAGUUUGUCUGACUAGUUGAUAAUUGCCUCUUUAUUUAUUUAGUUUGAUAUAUAAACACAGGUUUAUGUAAAUUCUGGUCGAUCUAAGUGUUGUUCAACAUUAUAUUUUUACAUUUUUUUUAUGCAUCAGUG
This is a messenger RNA of Striga asiatica, 1550 nucleotides long. Lineage: Eukaryota; Viridiplantae; Streptophyta; Magnoliopsida; Lamiales; Orobanchaceae. The record is from the annotation of a GenBank genome assembly.